CUCAAACCACUGGGAGCCAUUUCGGUUUUUAAUUAACUCUCCACAAGGGGCAACAGUGCACCUUCUUGGACAGCAAGCUCUACUCGGACAAAUGAGUGCGUUCAUGACCCUGUUUUAUUAGGUUUAAUAUUUAAUGUAGGUCAAGAUUUGUAAGCCGUGUGCAGGUUUAGAUUUAGACUUAAAAAAAGAAAAAGAAAAAAAUAAAUUCAAAAAAUUAAUAAUAAACUACAAAUAUUCCGUGCAUCUGAGCAUGUAGUGUGUCAUGUGUGUUGCUUUGCUGGCCAGCAUCCCACAUCACUCUUACAUAAUCGCUCUGUGCACUCAUCCGCUGCCGUUUCACUGUGGCAUACGUGACUUCUGCCCACUGAAGUUUCAGCGUCUCAUCGACCGCCGUGGAACAAGAGUCCAAAGGUUGCCUCGGGAGAUCUGGCUCCUUCUUCGUUCUCCUCCUCCACCACCACCACUACCGCCACCACCACCACCACCACCUCUUCCGUCCUCUCCUUCAUUGCCUUCCUCCUCCUCCUUCUCCUCCUCCUCCUCACCCUCCUCCUCCCCGAUCCCCGGGUUCAGCACCGUGGACAGCUCCGCGCUUUUACGCGCGAGCCGCCGCCCGCGUUCUCGUGGUCAAACAAAAGUAGGACAGCGAGAAGUCGUCCGCUCUCUGAACACAUGAGAGACUGCAGCGUGGGAGAUCUGGCCUCUUUGCUUUUCUUGAAAUCCAAGCGGCGCAUGUGACGGCGCUGAGGAGUGUUUCUGAAGUCAGAGAAACGGAGGCCGGAGCAAUGAUCUCAAGAUAUAAACCGAGUCCCGGCUCCACCAUGUCCUUGGCUUUCUGUGGGAGCGAGAACCACUCGAUGGCCUACAACGUGGACGAGGGCGUUCUGAACAACGGCUGUUUCCUGGACGCGCUCAAUGUGGUGCCACACGUCUUCCUCCUCUUCAUCACCUUCCCCAUCCUCUUCAUCGGUUGGGGCAGCCAGAGCUCAAAGGUCCACAUCCACCACAGCACCUGGCUUCACUUUCCCGGUCACAACCUGCGCUGGCUCCUCACCUUCGUCCUGCUCUUCAUCCUCGUAUGUGAGAUUGCAGAGGGCAUCGUCUCAGAUAGGUUCAGCCAGUCCCUCCAUCUUCACCUGUACAUGCCUGCGGCUCUGGCCUUCAUGGCUGGCAUCACCUCUAUCGUCUACUAUCAUAACAUUGAGACCUCCAACUUCCCCAAACUGCUACUAGCCCUGCUGAUCUACUGGGUGCUGGCCUUCAUCAUGAAGACCAUCAAGUUUGCCAAGUACACGGAACAUGGCAUCGGCCCCAGGCAGCUACGCUACUGCAUCACGGGACUGCUGGUGCUGCUGUAUGGACUCCUGCUGGCAGUGGAGAUCAACGUCAUCAUGGGCAGGCGCUACAUGUGUUUCGCAAAUCCACCAGAGGUGAAACCUCCCGAAGACCUCCAGGACCUCGGUGUUCGCUUCCUGCAGCCCUUCGUCAACCUGCUGUCCAAAGCCACCUACUGGUGGAUGAACACCUUCAUUACCUCCGCUCACAGACGACCCAUCGACCUGAAGGUCAUCGGCAAGCUGCCCAUCGCGAUGAGAGCGCUCACAAACUACAUCAAGCUUCGCAAGGCCUUCGAAGAUCAGAAGAGGCCUCAGGGCCUGGUGCCCCAAGGCCCCACCUGGAUUUGGCAGGCUCUGAGGAAAGCAUUCGGUAGACCUCUCAUCCUCAGCAUCACGUUCCGCUUCCUGGCCGACCUGCUGGGCUUCGCUGGCCCUCUCUGCAUCUCAGGCAUCGUCCACCACAUCAGCAAAGACAAUCGCACCAUUCAGCCGCCGAUGAAGCUGCUCGGUAUCAGUUUCAUUUCCUCCAAGGAGUUUCUGGAGAAUGCGUAUGUGCUGGCUGUGCUGCUCUUUUUCGCCCUGCUCCUGCAGAGGACCUUCCUCCAGGCCUCGUACUAUGUGGCCAUUGAAACAGGUAUCAACCUGCGUGGAGCCAUACAGACAAAAAUCUACAACAAGAUCAUGCGCCUGUGCACCUCCAACAUGUCCAUGGGCGAGCUGACUGUCGCUCAGAUCUGCAACCUGGUUGCCAUAGACACCAACCAGCUCAUGUGGUUCUUCUUUCUCUGUCCUAACCUGUGGGCCAUGCCAGUACAGAUCGUUGUGGGAGUCAUCCUGCUCUACUACCUCUUGGGAAUCAGUGCCUUGAUCGGAGCGACCGUCAUCGCCGUGUUAGCUCCUGUCCAAUACUUUGUGGCCACAAAACUGUCCCAAACACAAAAGAGCACUCUGGAAUACUCCAGCGAGCGUCUGAAGAAGACCAACGAGCUGCUGCGGGGCAUCAAGCUGCUGAAGCUGUACGCCUGGGAGCACAUCUUCUGUGACAGCGUGGAGGAGCUGAGGCGCAAGGAGCUCACCAGCCUGCAGGCCUUCGCUCUCUACACGUCCAUAUCCAUUUUCAUGAAUGCAGCUAUUCCCAUCGCAGCUGUGUUGACGACGUUCGUGGUUCACGUCCACAUUUCCGAGGACGCCGAUCUGUCCCCAGCUGUGGCCUUUGCCUCCCUGUCCCUCUUUCACAUCCUGGUCACCCCCCUCUUCCUCCUCUCCAGCGUGGUGCGCUCCACAGUCAAGGCUCUGGUUAGCGUUCAGAAGCUCAGCGAGUUUUUCUCCAGCGAUGAGAUUGGAGACGAGCAGGAACCCAGACCGGUGUUGACCUCUGGCUCCAGCAACCACAACCAGAAUAGGUACCAGGCCGUGUCAUCCUCUAAACCUUUCCCUUCGUCGUCCUCCUCCUCCUCCUCCUCCUCCACCUCCGUGUCCCGACACCUCAAGCCCCUGAAGGUGGUUAACAGGAAGCGCCCCCCGAGGGACGACGACUGGAACAACUUCAGCUCGCACGGGGAACCUGACGGAAACGGACCCUCACAGGAUGUGCACCAAGACAUCUGCAUCAAGAUAACCAGCGGUUAUUUCACCUGGACCGACGGACCCCCGACGCUUUCUAACGUGGACAUCAGGAUUCCUUUUGGUAAGCUGACUAUGAUCGUGGGCCAGGUGGGUUGUGGAAAAUCAUCUCUGCUGCUGGCAGCCCUGGGAGAGAUGCAGCGAGUGUCAGGAGCGGUCACGUGGAACAGCCUUCCAAGCCUGGAGUCUGAGGGAGAUGAAAGUCCCACGGACAGAGAUGCAGCGAGCGACGGAGACAUCAGGAAGAGAGGCGCCGUGGCCUACGCUUCCCAGAAGCCCUGGCUCUUGAACGCCACCGUGGUGGAGAACAUCACCUUUGAGAUGCCCAUGAUAAAAUCAAGGUACAAAGCUGUUGUUGACGCCUGCUCUCUUCAGCCUGAUAUCGACAUCCUUCCACAAGGGGACCAGACCGAGAUCGGGGAGCGGGGCAUCAUCCUAUCAGGUGGACAGAAGCAGAGAAUCAGCGUAGCCAGAGCCUUGUACCAGCAGACCAACAUGGUCUUCCUGGACGACCCAUUUUCCGCCUUAGACAUCCACCUGAGUGACCACCUGAUGCAGGAGGGCAUCCUGAAGAUCCUCAGAGAGGAGAAGAGGACGGUGGUGCUGGUCACACACAAGCUCCAGUACCUGCUCCACGCAGACUGGAUUAUUGCAAUGAAAGAUGGCACCAUCCAGACGGAAGGGACUCUGAAGGACGUCCAGAACUCUGAGCCUGAACUCUUCGAGCAGUGGAAAACCCUGAUGCACAGAGAGGACCAGGAGUUUGAGAAGGAGACGGUGGCAGAGAAUAUGACCGACCUGGAGAGGAAAAACCUGCGCAGGGCCAUGUACUCCAGAGAGGCCGUCAGGACCGAAGAGGACGAAGAAGGUGGCACCCUGGGGUGGACUUGUGGGAUGGCUCCUGCUGCCCUCAUGUUCGAUCGAGCAGAGGAAUCUGUGGAGAGCGACGACGAUGACAACAUGUCGCUGGUGAUGCGUCAGCGCGCCACCAUCCCGUGGCGCUCCUGCGGCAUCUACCUGUCCUCCGCCGGGCUCGUCCUCCUCUCGCUGCUCCUCCUGUCGCAGCUCCUCAAACACUCCCUCAUGGUCGCCAUCGACUACUGGCUGGCGCACUGGACGUCGCACGUCAUCGCGGCCAAGAUAGAGGCCACGGCUCAUAACUGCUCCGUCCAGAACUGCAGCUUCAGUCACUCGUGGUAUCUGUCGGUGUUCAGCGUGCUCUGCUGCCUGGGCAUCGUCCUCUGCUUGGCCACCUCGGUGGCUGUGGAGUGGACCGGCCUCAAAGUGGCCAAGGAGCUGCACCACAACCUGCUCAAUAAGAUCAUACUGGCCCCCAUGAGGCUCUUUGAGACGACUCCACUCGGCAGCAUCCUCAACAGGUUUUCCACGGACACCAACACGAUCGACCAGCACAUCCCCACCACCCUGGAGUGCCUCUCCCGCUCCACCCUGCUGUGCUUCUCCGCCCUGGGCGUCAUCUCCUACGUGACGCCCGUCUUCCUCUUCGCCCUCCUGCCGCUGGCCGUCGCCUGCUACUUCAUCCAGAAGUACUUUCGCGUGGCCUCCAGGGACCUGCAGCAGCUGGAGGACAGCACUCAGCUCCCUUUACUCUCCCACUUCUCUGAGACGGUUGAAGGUCUCACCACCAUCAGAGCCCUCAGGUAUGAGCCCCGAUUCAGACAGAGGUUGCUGCAGUACACAGACGCCAACAACAUCGCCUCUCUGUUUCUCACAGCAGCCAACCGCUGGCUGGAGGUCCGCAUGGAGUACAUCGGAGCCUGUGUGGUGCUGGUGGCAGCUGUGGCCUCCAUCACAAACUCUCUGUACAACCAGCUGUCCACCGGCCUGGUGGGGCUCGGCCUGACGUACGCACUCAUGGUGUCCAACUACAUGAACUGGAUGGUGCGUAACCUGGCAGACAUGGAGGUUCAGCUUGGCUCCGUCAAGAGGAUUAACAGUUUGCUGAAAACUGAACCGGAGAACUACGAGGGACUGCUCACUGUGUCUCAGGUUCCUGACGGCUGGCCCCACCACGGGGAGAUCAAGAUCCAGAAUCUGAGCGUCCGUUACGACACCACGCUGAAGCCCGUGCUCAAAAACGUCAACGCACACGUCAACCCUGGACAGAAGGUGGGGAUCUGUGGCAGGACAGGCAGCGGAAAAUCCUCCUUCUCCUUGGCUUUCUUCCGCAUGGUCGACAUGUUUGAAGGGAGGAUUGUGAUCGACAACAUUGACAUCGCGAAGCUGCCCCUGCAGACCCUGAGGUCUCGGCUGUCCAUCAUCCUGCAGGACCCCAUCCUGUUCAGCGGCACCAUCCGGUUCAACCUGGACCCAGAGAUGAAGGCGACGGACGAGAUGCUGUGGGAAGCGCUGGAGAUUGCUCAGCUGAAGCCCGUCGUUAAAUCUCUUCCAGGAGGCCUGGACGCCAUGGUGACGGAGGGAGGAGAGAACUUCAGCCAGGGUCAGAGGCAGCUGUUCUGUCUGGCCAGAGCCUUCGUCAGGAAGAGCAGCAUCCUCAUCAUGGACGAGGCCACGGCCUCCAUCGACAUGGCAACGGAGAGCAUCCUGCAGAAAGUGGUGAUGACUUCUUUCGCUGACCGGACAGUAGUUACUAUAGCACAUCGCGUCCACACCAUCCUGAAUGCCGACCUGGUGAUUGUGAUGAAGCGGGGGAUCAUCCUGGAGUACGACACGCCCCAGGCCCUGCUGGACAAGGAGGACAGCGUCUUCGCCUCCUUCGUGCGCGCGGACAAGUAGCACAAGAAGACGGAGCGAAGGGGAAGCGCUGAAGGAAGACAUUCAAAGUGCAAUUGUACCAUGGAGUAUAUUCAUUUUUAUUUUUUAAUCAUGUUGUAUUAUAUUUGUACAUAAAAAAAAUGUUAAUUCUUUGUUAAUAAAAACAGAAAUGAUCA
This is a messenger RNA of Mugil cephalus (flathead mullet), 5872 nucleotides long. It is a transcript of the gene abcc8, whose product is annotated as ATP-binding cassette, sub-family C (CFTR/MRP), member 8. Gene Ontology annotation, biological process: transmembrane transport; potassium ion transport. Gene Ontology annotation, molecular function: ATP hydrolysis activity; ATP binding; sulfonylurea receptor activity. The transcript has 40 exons. Lineage: Eukaryota; Metazoa; Chordata; Actinopteri; Mugiliformes; Mugilidae. Gene Ontology annotation, cellular component: membrane. The record is from RefSeq and is a predicted model, not a curated record. Bases 786 to 5717 code for a protein of 1643 amino acids.